This is a messenger RNA of Lindgomyces ingoldianus, 1515 nucleotides long. Its product is annotated as pectin lyase-like protein. Gene Ontology annotation, molecular function: polygalacturonase activity. Gene Ontology annotation, biological process: carbohydrate metabolic process. The transcript has 4 exons. The coding region runs from base 112 to 1515 and encodes 467 amino acids. The record is from RefSeq and is a predicted model, not a curated record. Lineage: Eukaryota; Fungi; Ascomycota; Dothideomycetes; Pleosporales; Lindgomycetaceae.
AGGUAUUAAUUUUGCAGGGCUGCUGCGAUGAGGCUCGACAGCUUAAGUUCUUGCUCAGCCCUGGAUUUGAAAGACAGUGGCCCGUAAGUGACGAAGAAAAGAAAAGGAAGGAUGCGCGUUUCGUUGUUGCUCGCGGUAGCUCUGCUUGAAGCUUCGGCGGUCUUUGCAACUCCAUCCGUUCGUGGUACUGACUUCUUGAGCUCUCGGGGUCUGGUGUCGAAGAGACCGAACCAUCCAAUUGGUCCUCAUCGUCCCGGCAAAGCUUUCCCUUCAUCUCCACCCCGAACGAAGACGUGCGUUGUCAAGAGCCACAGAGAUGGCACGGACGAUUCGCAAAACAUUCUAAACGCAAUCAAAGAUUGCAACAACGGAGGCCAUGUCGUAUUCUCCCAUGGGGAGAAGUACAUAAUUGGAACGGCGUUAGACCUAACAUUCCUUAAGAACAUUGAUCUCGGUACCUCUCUUCAUUUCGUCCAUAUCCCUCCAAUAUAUGAACUAAAUAUUCCCGCAGACAUCCAGGGCACCAUUCAAUUCACCAACGAUACCGCAUACUGGCAAGCUCACGCCUUCAGACAAGUCUUCCAAAAUGCAACCACCUUCUUCCAGCUCGGCGGUUCCGACGUCAAUGUCUACGGUGGCGGCACUCUCGAUGGAAAUGGCCAAGCAUGGUACGACCUCUAUGCCCGGGAUAUCUAUAUCUUGCGUCCGAUCCUAUUUGGAACAAUUGGACUUCAUGGAGGGAGGAUUGAGGAUUUGAAUAUGAGGUAUUCACCUCAGUGGUAUAAUUUUAUUGCGAAUAGUUCGGAUGUGGUGUUUUCGAAUAUCUCAAUUUCGGGAUACAGUAAGAGUAAGAACACUGCGAAGAAUACUGACGGUAUCGACACUUACCGAAGCGAUAACAUUGUCAUACAGGACUGGCAUGUCGAUAACGGCGAUGAUUGUGUCUCGUUCAAACCGAAUAGUACUAACAUCGUCGUACAAAACAUGAUAUGCAAUGGCAGUCAUGGAAUCAGUGUUGGCUCGCUUGGACAAUACUUAGGGGAGGUGGAUAUUGUGAAGAAUAUUUAUGUCUACAACGUCUCCAUGUCCAAUGCCUCCGAUGGUGCCCGCAUAAAGGUUUGGCCGGGUAUCUCUUCCGCCCUCUCUGGCGAUCUUCAAGGCGGCGGAGGUCUCGGCUCCGUCUUUAACAUCACCUAUGAUACCAUGAAGAUUUCUAAUGUCGACUAUGCCAUCGAAAUAACGCAAUGUUACGGCCAAAAGAACCUCACUCUGUGCAACCAGUUUCCGUCAAAUCUAACAAUAUCAAACGUCACAGUGAGGAACUUCAAAGGUACUACGAGUAAGAAGUAUGAUCCUCUAGUCGGGUAUCUUGUCUGUAGUAGCCCGAUGGUUUGCAGUAACAUCAAUAUUGAAAACAUCAAUGUGAAAAGCCCCAGUGGGACGAGUCUGUAUACGUGUGGGAGUAUUCCCGGGAUCGAGAGGCAGGUUAAUUGUACAACGAAAAGCGACGGAUAA